Molecule: messenger RNA, 9526 nt
Organism: Paramuricea clavata
Lineage: Eukaryota; Metazoa; Cnidaria; Anthozoa; Malacalcyonacea; Plexauridae
Source: the annotation of a GenBank genome assembly
AUGUCGUAUCUCUAUCUUUUCCUGUUCUUGUGUGUGUCCUUGGCAAGUGCUGGAGAAUAUGUUCGUGUAUGUUACUACACAAACUGGUCUCAAUACAGACCUGGACUGAUGAAGUAUUUCCCAGAGAAUAUGGAUCCCUCUCUGUGCACUCACGUUAUUUAUGCGUUCGCAGAGAUUCGCAAAGGUCACACCUUGAAACUGCGCGAAUGGAAUGAUAAUAAGAUGAUUGCAAAAUUUAACAAUAUCAAAACGGUUUGUAUGAAUUAAGUAGUAUAUUUGUGAUGAUGCCGCUCUCUAAGAGUUUUACUUCUCCCGAAUUUUGCUUCCGAUGGGACUUUGGUUUACUAGUCCAAUGCUCUGCCAACUGAACUGUUUGCAACAAUCUUGUAACAAGCGUGUCAACAAGUUGUAACAAUGCCAUCAUUUUAUCAAGCUGCUUUAAGGUUGUCACUCACAACUUGUUGACAAAUUGUUGAAUUUCAGGGGCCGGUUGUAUAAAAAAGUGAUUAAAGUUAAUUAAAAAACUCAUUAAUAAUUCAUGAAGAAAACACAAAGAAAAAUCAUAAGCGUGUCGUAUCUGUAUAUGUGAUACAGAUUCAUGUUGAUUUACGUACUAUUUAAAACACGAGUAGGAGACGUGUUUUAUCAGCUUAAAAUACGACUACAAAAGAAUACUAAUUAGGAUGAACCAUUAUAUAAUCAUGCUAAUUAGGAUGAACAAUUAUAUAAUGCCACAUGUGUUUUAUGAGAUAUAAAGUCACUUCACGUGACAUAUUAUGGCUGACAUGAUUUAUGAGUAUUUUAAAUAAACUUUAACUUUGAUUUUCUCGGCUUAGACAACGUUUAUUUUUAAAAUAUAUAUACAAUAUAAAAUAUAUAUAUAUAAAAUAUAUAUACAAACUCUCGCCUUCGGCUUGAGUUUGUAUAUCCGAUACAACACGGCCGCUCAUGUUGUAAAUAGUACUUAUAGUUAGUGGAAACGUCAUACAAAUGUUGAAUUGCAGUGGCCGGUUGUAUAAAAGAGUGAUUAAAGUUAAUUAUAGUUAUAGUGGAAACGUCAUCCAUCCCAGGACGAUACCAAUUAAGUUGUCGGAACAACUUGCAUUGUAACAAGUCUGUUGAACUCAACAACUUUGUAGCAAGUUGCCAACAAGCCGUUGACAGCUUGUCAACAAGCAGUGCGAAUACUCCUGCUGACAAGUUGUUGGAACAGCAUUGUUACAAGUCUACUGUAGGUUUGUUACAACUUGUGCGUUUUUACGUGUGUACGAGGUCAAAGUCGAUCCGAGUGUGUGAUAUUUCGGAUAUCAGUAUGAUUUUUUUAAAUAAUUUAAAAAGCAUACUGAUCAUGCAUUCGAAUUAACCAUUCAUUCUAACCAACAAUCAAUAUUCCAAUCAAUAUGUUUAUUACGAUCAACCAUUCCGAUCACCCAUUUCAAUUCUAAAACUGCCUGCAUUAUUUCCCAUUCAGGCCUAUCCACAUCUCAAAACCUUGCUCGCAGUCGGUGGAUGGAAUCAUGAAAGCGUUCCCGUGAGUAAAUUCUCCCAAAUGGUGAAGACACCCCAGAGCCGAGAGUUCUUCAUUAAUUCAGCGAUUGCACUCCUUCGUAAAAACGGCUUCGACGGUUUUGAUUUGGACUGGGAGUACCCAGGCAACCGGGGAAAUUCUCCCCCAGAAGAUAAGCAACUGUUUAGCGUCCUGUGCGAAGAGCUCUUGAAAGCGUUCGAGUCCGAAGCGGCGGCAAGUGGUAGCAAACGAUUAUUGUUGACAGCCGCAGUUGCUGCCGGUGUCGAAACCGUUAAAAAAGCGUACGAAAUUUCAAGGAUUGCAAAGAGUCUGGACUGGGUCAACUUGAUGGCGUAUGAUCUCCAUGGCAAAUGGGAGACGAAGACUGGACACAACGCGGCCAUGCAAGGUAUUUGCAUACUGAUCGAAAUAGUAGACUAGAUAGCGUUCACUGGUGGGGAAAAUCACUAGAAAUACAAAUACGCCCAAGGGAAAACCGACUAAACGUCUCUUUCGUUUCAAUACAAAUUUUCAAAAUGCCAGGUAAGCGCAGAAACAGGCGUACCUUAGUACUACAAACCGUGGCUAUAAGGUAUGCCGAAAACGGGUUUUAAUGUGUAUAUAUACUCACUUUGAUUACAAACCCUUAAAAACAGCAUUCUAAUACGAAACCAGGCAUACCUUAAUUGUAGCCACAAACCGUGAUUAUAAGGUAUGCUGAAUACAGGUAUACUUUUUAGCCACAAACCGUGGCUAUGGGGUAUGCCGAAAGGAGGCAUACCUUAUAACCACAAACCGUGCUACCAAAUAACAACAAAAUUGAAAGUUAAUGAGAGUCGGCGGUCAAACUCGAGCGAGAGAUAUGUUUCAUCAACUCUCAUCCUUGGAUUUAUUCCAUUCAACUUUAAAUUAAAUAUGCUCUUACUCAGUGCAGGGAAUGACAAACUCUCUGUGACCGAUGCCGUGGAACUCUGGACAACGGAAGGAAUGCCAGCGAAAAAAAUAGCUCUUGGUAUGGGACUGUACGGUCGUGCGUUCAAACUUCAGUCUCCUGCGAACCACGACCUGGGCGCCCCAGCUCGUGGGGACCCUAACGAAGGGACAUAUACAAUGGAGUCUGGCUUCCUGUCAUUCUACGAAAUUUGUUCCCAAAAAGAAUUGACUGUUAUCGACCAAAAUCCGGCAGGAGCACCGUACGGGUAUUCUGGUGAUCUGUGGGUUGGUUUUGAUACACCCGAGAGUUUGGUAAAGAAAGUUGGAUUUUUAAAGAAAAAAGGUAAGUUUGUUACUUUAACAUGGAACUCCAUGGAUCAUUAACAAGGGUAGACAAAAUAUUGGACUAUGGGGCCAAAUGGUCCAAGAAAAGUGAUCAGAAUGUUUUUGGUCGUAGCGAGAAUGUAAGAUAGUAGAUGGAAUGAAUGAUAUAAAUAUAAAGAAGAAAAGAAACAAACAAAUAGGUGAACUGAUGGGAGACGUUGUUGUAGAUGCGACGUCAACAAUUGACUUGGAGGGCAAGGCCCAAGGGUGGUCAGGUUUAACAACUUAAUGCAUACUAAAUAAAUUAGGCCUUUUAAACUGACUGUACUCGAUAACCUAUGGCAUUCAAUUCAAAUACCAAAACCAAAAUAAUGGCAGAAUGUUUUUGUUGUUACGACGAAACGACGAUUUGGAACGGGCGACAUCUCACAAAAUAUCUUAUAAGCUCCUCCAUUAAAAUCCUCCAUUAACAACCAACAUUUACCGCUUGACGAAUCUGGAAAAUCGUCGACCCUGUCUGUAUACACCAUCUUUACAUCCCUAUUUUGCUAUAUAUAGGUCUGCGUGGUGCCAUGUUCUGGGCUGUAGACUUGGAUGACUUUACAGGUGUGUGUAACGUGAAAAAUCCACUGCUCACUGCCGUCACCAAGGCUUUGGAAGGUACCAUGACUGGGACUGAAGAUACGGACAUGACUGGGACUGAAGAUACAGAGGGUGGGACUGGCGAUAAUGGAGGUGGGACUGGAGGUAAUGGAGAUGGGACUGGAGGUAGGACUGGAGGUGAGACUGGAGGUGGGACUGGAGGUGGGACUGGAGGUGGGAUUGGAGGUGGGACUGGAGGUGGGGUUGGAGGUGGGAUUGGAGGUGAGACUGGAGGUGCGAUUGGAGGUGGGACUGGAGGUGGGAUUGGAGGUAAUGGACGCGAGACUGGUGGUGAGACUGGGGAUGGGACUAGAGUUAAUGGAGGUGGGGCUGCGGGUGAGAUUGAAAGUAAUGGAGGCGGGAUUGGAGGUAAUGGAGGUGAGACUGGAGGCGAGACUGGAGGCGGGACUGGAGGUGGGACUGCAAGUGAAACUGAAAGUAAUGGAGGCGGGACUGCUGGAGGUAAUGGAGAUGGGAUUGGAGGUGAUACUGGAGGUAAUGGAGGUGGGACUGGAGGUAAUGGAGAUGGGACUGCAGGUGAGACUGAAGGUAAUGGAGGCGGAACUGCUGGAGGAAAUGGAGGUGGGACCGCAGGUGAGACUGACGGUAAUGGAGAUGGGAUUGCAGGUGAGAGUGGAGGUAAUGGAGGCGGAACUGGAGGUAAUGAUGGUGGAACUGGAGGUAAUGAGGGUGGGACUGGAGGCGAUGGAGGUGGGACUGGAGGUAGUGGUGGCGGAGCUGGAAUUGGAGGUGAGACUGGAGGUACGGGAGGUGGAACUGGGGACGGGACUGGAGGUGGUGAUGGAGGUACUGGGGGUAAGACUGGAGGUACUGGCGAUGGCACUGGAGGUAAUGGAGGUCAGACUAGAAAAGUAAAGCCCGGAUCAUGUCGAGGUGUGCCACCUUGGGCCACUCCAGCAAUGGACAAAUGGUGCAAUGACAACUGCCCACGUGGGUUUUGUCCAGCGUCACGCUGCAAGUGUGAAUACAUCAUCAAAAGCGGUUCAUUGAAAUUUAAUAUAACAUACGACUCUUGAGAAAUGUAAUAUUAUAUUGUAACCUUAAGAAAGUUUAAUGCAUGUAUCUCAGUUAAAUUUGUAAAAUGACAUUUCAGAAAAUGGUUUUGAGUAUGUUCAAUCAUGUCAGUUGAAUGUGAUCAAAUAAAGAUUUAUUAAUUAAACUUGGUAUUCUCUUUUUUUAUACAAGAGACACGUAUAGUCGAACCUCUCUAAUUAUACAAAACAAUGAAGAGAGACAGCAAGGUGGUGCUAGAAAAUGUUGCUUUUGAAUGGUCCCAUGUUACCUCUGGGGUACCUCAAGGGAGCAUUUUAGGGCCAUUGUUAUUUACAAUUGUUAUCAAUACUCUGCCUGAUUCCCUAUCACCUGCAUCGAAAACUGGUCUUUACGCGGACGAUUCAAAAGUAUAUCGACCUAUUACAUCUCCGGUUGACUCCAUGGCCCUACAACAAGACCUGAAUAACCUUGAUGUUUGGAGCGUCAAAAACAGUCUACAGUUUAAUUCAUCUAAAUGUGAAAUCCUCACAGUUACAAGAAAGAAACAUACCAGUACAUUUCCCGAUACAACCUGGCUGGUAAUGAUCUUGUUCGUUGUGAUGAAGUAAGAGAUUUGGGGAUAACAAUAACUUAUAAUCUUAAGUGGGAUUCUCAUGUCACACGAAUUCGAUCUACUGCAAAUAAAUGUCUGGGUCUCCUGAAACGGACUUGUUAUUAUUUACCUGAUACGCGAGCUAGGAGAGCUUUGUAUCUAUCCCUAGUUAAAUCGCAACUAAGUUACGGUUCUCAAGUAUGGUCCCCUGAAUCUGCUACCUUGAAGAAAAGAAUUGAAGGCGUGCAACGACGUACUUCGUUGUGGAUUUUAAGACUUAAACGAGGGGACUGGGGACUUAGCUUACGUGGAUCGCUUAAAGAAACUAGAUCUCCUGCCACUUUCUUAUGAUAGAGAGAUCAAAGAUUUGACUUUUUAUUAUAAAUGUAGAUAUGGUCUAAUUGACCUCGAUACAAAUAUCUUUACACCUUUUGUCAGUAGUAGAACUAGACGGGGUCGUCAAUGUAUUUACAGACCCCUUUUUGCAAAACUAGUACUUUUAAAACAUCGUACUUCAAUAGAAUUGUCCAUCUAUGAAACUUAAUCCUCAAGUUAGCUCCAUCUUGUAUAUUUGCAACUCUCAGUAGUUUCAAAACAUUCUUGUACAAGACUUACAAGGAACUUUUGACAACAACAUUUGAUCCAGAUUUACCCUGCACCUAUUCAUUGUGUAGGACGUGUCCUUGUCAUUCCUAAUUUUAUCUAUUUUAAUUUUUAAAUGCUUGUAUAUAAUGGUUAUUAUAAUUACGCUAGUAGUUUGUAAAUUUUAGUCACACUGACACCUUGCAUGGGACCUCGUCCCGUUCGUGUCAAGCCUUAUUUAGUAUGUGUGGUACUGAAUUAAAGUUGUUACACUAUUAGAGGGUGUACGUUUUUCAAAAGCCAUUUUAAAAGAGAAUAUUUUGAGGAGAGUUUCAACUGUACCUGUUACAUACAUUUGGGAGUCCUGGGGAAUGUAAGUAUGCGAAUAGCAAAUUCUCGUGUACCUACGUGGUACUCGGCUAAAAACAAAGAAGCACCAGACCGUAAUUUUGGUGUACCUCUGGUACGUUGGUACGCGAAUUAUCGCACCCAUUUAUUCUUUCAGCCGCUUUAUUUUCCCAUCACAGACGCUCACUUAAAAUAAUUUUGAAAGCCCUGUUAAUGUUAACCUAAGUCUGAGAAGGCGGCCAAGGCUUUUUCAAAUUAUUGGGGAGAAACCCCUUUGUGUUUGCAGCAGCUGGGUUUUUUUACAAUCCCAUUUUGCUUAUAUCCAAAACUUGCUAUUCUUUUAUCAGAAAAGAAAAAUCAUAAUACUAGAUUACAUUGGUAUAUCGAAGGAACUAGACUCAGUUCUGAAAUAUCACAUACUGGCGAACCAUAUAGAUAUCUUAUAUACACUAAAUAGUGCCGGCAUCUAAUUAUUCUGCAAUUCAAAAAUUGAAGCCGUGAUUGCAGACACAGGAUAUUCCCAUGAAAUGAGAAGAUUCGUAUGUUUUCUAUUUCUUAAACAGGGAACUUAAACAUUAAGUUAAACCUAUUCCAAGACCAAAUCAUUUUUAAACUAUUCAAAUGAUGAAAGUUAUUGUUGUUUUUUAAGCGUUUAUUAACGAGUGGGAACUACCAACAUGGCUGUCAUCUAUUCACAUGAGGGUAACCGCUGGAAUAAUUAUUCUUGGCUUCAAUUUUACUAAAAGAGAUGCGCUAUCUAGUGUAUACAUAAGAUAUCUAUGACUCGAACCGACCUGACCGCGUAGCUCUGCAGUUGGCAGAGCAUUGGGCUAGUAUUCCAGAGGUCGUAGGUUCGAUUCCCACCGUGGCCAGGUAUAUUUUUCAAGCUUGCCUGGUGUGGAUCUGAGUACACAACACCAACACAGAAAAGAAAAAUCAGUCAAAUUUACCAUAUAGUUGCUAAAUAGAUUGAAUACUUGGCUAUAUAAGUUAUAAAUAUAUUGUUAAAUUAACUGAAAGAUUUCAGUAUUCUUAGUUUAUAAAAAUCACAUAUGUAUGGAAUAUUAUUGGGGAGGGGGGCUAAAGCCCCCUAACCCCCCCCCCUGCUCCGCGGUCCUUAUUAUUAUUAAUUGUAGUCAUUUCGAACCUGUAACUAUAUCGGCCCUGUUGCGACGGAACUGCGUGGUGUCAUGAGGUCAUUAACAUUUUUGUUAUGUUUAUAUGCAGUAUUGAUAUUCAGUUACACUAAAAAAGGCUGCCUGGCCCUUGCAAUCAUGAAGUGUAUACUAUUGGCUGAAAAUUUAAAGCCAGAACUUCUUAUCAAAGCAGACGACUUGAGCAGAGGCUCUGCGAAGCAUUUUUUCGAAGUGGAUGCCAAAGAAUUCGAAGGGAGGGAAGCCAGAUCGAGGGAAACACAACGACGUUUAUAUGGAGGGCAAGCUACAGACGAAAAGCUUGUUGUUCGUGAAAACGUAGGCGAUAGAACAGUGACUAUAGGUUCUGAGGACUAUAUAUACACGAAUAAUGCGGACUGUGGUUUGUUCAAUUCGGUAAUAACAGCGUAUAACAAACAUUGGAAACUCAGAACAUCGCCAGAAGAUUGGUGGUUUGUUGUAACGAGACGUGUCGCUAUUGCAAUCGAUAAGAACUCGAAGAAAGAAGCAGUUCGCAAGAUGUUUGUCGAACAUGAAGGUAUUGAGUGCCGAUGCUAUUCUCAGGGGUAUAAUCUUGAACUGUCUUAGCCAGUGUAGGCAGUACCAAUAAAAUGAACAAGCGUUCGUUGGUAGGGAUACAACUGCCUGAAAAUAUACAAGGUCGAUUUCGAUGUUUCGAGCGAAGGCUCUGUGCUUCGGGUUUGUUGUGCUGCCGUCGCGCGACACGCACGCGGGACGACACGAGUGUGUACGCCGUCGCGCGACACGCACGCGGGAAUAUCCACGCGGCCGAUACGAGGCUGUAAAAGCGAUGUUAGCGAUUAGCCUCCUCCGCAGGCAACUCUUGAAACACAUGAGGGAUAGUCAGGGAUAGUUGAUUUGAUAGUUACAGUAAGGGAUAGUUAAGAGUUGCCUGCGGAGGAGGCUAGUUAGCGAUCAUAUGACAAAAAUAAACUGAACUAAAUCCAUCGGAUUGGUUUAUUUUUUUGUCACGUGAUCGCUUUUAUAUUCUCGAUAUAAAAGCAGUGAUGUAAUUUUCCCGAUCCCCGCUAGUAACUCCAGACGAAGGGCCUUCGCUCGAAAUUCUCCUUAUAUAUAUUCUCAGGGGCGCUGCCAAGGGGUUGAGGGGCGAUGAUAAGUGAAGGACAACGGGAGCCCUAGGAAACCCUCAUCAACUUUCAGUAUAAGUUUGUUCCGUUUUCAUUAUAAGAUAAGAAAACACUGCAAGUAGAUGUGCCUGUGGACAACAUCUACGAUGUCGACUAUACUUGGUUUUUUGAUGAAAUGUCCAAGGAAAUAUCAAAGAAUGUCAAAGUCCCCAGCUUCGUUGAUGUCAUUUCGGCUGAUUUUUCGUCGACAACCCCAGUACAGAGGAUUGUGUCGCAAAUCACUUUGAUGUCGUCCUUGCAGGAAUUCUUUGAAUAUAAGUAAGUAUAAAGGGGUGGGUGUAGAUUUGUUAAAGACUAGUUGGAUAACUAUAUAUGGAGAAACAACUUUUAUUGACCCAACCUGAUGAUGACUCAAGAUCUGUUUGAGCAAGAGAACGAAUGACGACGACGUACUUGACAAGUUUUGCCCGUCAUACCGCUAAGUUUGCAUGGGGUCAGCUAGCGGCAGAUAUCCAACGAAGACGGGUUAUAGUUUCAUAUCUGGGUGAAUGCUGAGCCUAAUCCCUACCUUGACAAAGACAAAACAACGAGACUUUAAUCCUGUCCUAUUAGGAUUAUCCUGUCUUAUUAUGAAAUGCGCUUUAUAUCAAGUAUUAUACGCUUACCUAACUACAUACUUAGCCUAGCCUAGCUUAGCACGUCUAAAUUCAUCUUCAUACUUCGUUGCCUUGCCCAUACUCUGUGUUUACACAAGAAUUCGUCCGGACUGUAUAAGAGACCGUCAAGACUCUUCCAUUUAUUGUGUAGGAUGAUGUUACUGUGUGGAAUCCCGGGUGUUGAAAUGCUCGGCACUGAAGAAGACUGGCAGAAACUACUAUCAAAAUUGGAAGCUUUGAAAACCCUUCUUGAACCAAUCAAAAACAACCUCGGAUUGGGCAACAACUGGUGGUCAGUCAUCAAAGACGUCUUUGAAAAACUACUGGCCACUUACAGAGGUAAACCAGACUAUGAUUGGUGGUCCCGUAUUGUUACCUAUGAAGGUUUUGGAUCGGGUCCGAGUGGCUACACCGGCUGGAUUACAAAAUUCAUGGAGAUGUCGGACGAGCCGAAGGAACUGCAUGAAUUCACCAGCGGACUGGUUACGGUACCACUCACCAUCGCUAAUCCAUCUGGUCUCGAAGACACGGCAGCAUUGGUCGCUGGGUGUCUGGGUUUCACCAUACAUCAAGACGGUGAAGAUAAAGUACCAUCAGUUCAACCAUUUCAGGGUUGGUCUCUUCUGCUGCCUAAAAAUUCACCAUUCCGUGCUGAUAGGCAGUGA